AUGGAUAAAAGUUACAGUACAAAAAAGUUGAAUCUGGAGGCAGUUGAGCUAAAGAUUCGAAAUGGUGAGAGCGAAGAUAUUGAAUUGAAUGAUGACAAUAGAAAUAUAGAUAUUACUAUAAAAACGAAAGAGAUAUAUACAAAUUUAGAUUUGGUUGAUGGAUUUGGGCGAGAAAAAGAUAAAUCACAGUCUAUAGAGAAAGGUAUAAGUAACAUGGAUGAAGUGAACAUACAUGAUUUACCAAAAGAUGAUGAUUUACCAAAUACUCCAAUGAUGGGGGUUUGUUCUGGUAAUAUAGGAGAAAAAGCAAAGUGGUUGAAGGUAAGAAAUAUAAUCAACAAAUAUUUACAUUUCAAAUGUAAAUUAUUUCCAGAUAUUACUGCUGAACAAUCUUACAUUUUUACUUUGGCUUAUUUAUCAUAUAUGAUGUUAUAUUCUACUAGAAAACCAUUUUCAGUUGUGAAGAUGCAAAUUCAACAAGAUUUGAAUUUAACAACAACAAUUUUAGGAUGGAUUGAUACAACAUUCCUUGGUUCUUAUGCAAUAGGUCAACUAUUCAUACCUACUUUAUUUGAAUCUGUACCAGCUCAUAAAUUAUUAUGCAUAGCAUUUAUGUGUUCAGCAGUAUGUUCUACAAUAUUUGGAAGUACUAGCAAUUCAUCUAUCUUAUUAACUAGUUGGUUUUUUAAUGGAUUAUUUCACGCUGGAGUUUUUCCUUUAUUAGUCAGAUUUCUAGUUUCAUGGUUUUCAAAUAACCAGCGAGGAAAAGUUUUAGGUUUAUGGACAACAAGUCAACAGGCUGGUGCUAUGAUCUCUACUGCAUUUGCAGCUGCUAUUUGUACUAAAUUAGGAUGGAGAGCUGUAUUUUAUAUUCCUGCAUGUGCUGUCUUUAUUUUUGGGAUAAUUAUAUAUAAUACUUUGAUGGAUCCCCCUUAUCAAUAUAACAGGGAUAGAUAUAUAAAAACGGAUGAAUCUAAUUGUGCUAAACAAUCCUCUUUAUCUUUGUCUAGACGUUCAAUUGUAAUGCCUGAAAUAGUUUUAUUAGAUAAAGGAAAUAAUUCAUGUGAAGCAAAAGGAUUAGAUGAUAAUAUAGAUAUGGAUUAUCAAGAUGUAUAUAUAAGUACAGAUAAGAAAAUGGACACUUUAUUAAAGUCAAAGAAUAAUAAUAUGGAAAAAAAGAUGACAGUUAUUAAUUCUGCAGAUUCUAAUUAUCUGAGCUCAUCUUCUCCAAUGAAAUUGAAAAAUAUGCACAAACUAAUGGAAAUUUCUCUUGAUGAUUUAGAUAGUACGGGAUCAACUUGUAAUUCAAGUGUUAUGGAUUAUAAUACAUCUAAAGCAAAGAAUUUAAUAUCACAGGGUAAGACUAAUAAUAGAGAAUUUAGUAAUGAAUUCAAACAAAAAAUAUAUUUUUUAUUCCUUGUUCCUAAUUUGGUAAAUAUAGCAAUUACAUAUUUCUUUAUAAAAUUAAUAAGGUAUUCACUGUUAUUUUGGUUACCUUAUUAUUUAAUACGUGAAAUGAAUUAUGACCCUUCAAUAGCUGGAUAUUCAUCAAUGUUAUUUGAUAUUGGAGGUAUAUUUGGUGCAAUUACAGCAGGUAUUGUAGCAGAUGCAAUGUUCCAAGGUAAAAGAAUAAUGGUUGCUUGCUACAUGUCAAUAUUUAUGGUUUUAAGUUUACUAUUCUUUAUCUUUAUAACUAAAAGGAAUUAUACUAUACUUAUCUUACUUGGGAUAGGUUUGAUGGGAUUUUUUAUAGCUGGUCCAGAUAGUGUUCUUGGAUCUACUGCAGCUCAAGAUACUAUUGAUAAUUCUGGAUUUACUUAUAAAUCAUUGGAUACAAUGGCUGCUGGACUUGUAAACGGACUUGGAUCUUUAGGAGCUGUUGUACAAGGAACAUUAACUGCAUAUAUUAGUGAGAUAUAUGGUUGGGAUGCACUUUUCUUUUGUUUAUUUAUAUUUGGUAUCCUUGCAUUUCUUAUUCUUAUACCAGCUACAUUUGACAAGAAGCCAAAGGUAUCAAACAAUAUAACCAACUAA
This is a messenger RNA of Cryptosporidium muris RN66, 2034 nucleotides long. Its product is annotated as major facilitator superfamily transporter. The record is from RefSeq and is a predicted model, not a curated record. Lineage: Eukaryota; Apicomplexa; Conoidasida; Eucoccidiorida; Cryptosporidiidae. The transcript has a single exon. The coding region runs from base 1 to 2034 and encodes 677 amino acids. Gene Ontology annotation, molecular function: transmembrane transporter activity. Gene Ontology annotation, biological process: transmembrane transport.